CGCGGGGACGCACUCGACGGCGGGCUCGUCCUCCAAGCUGCUGCGGAGCGCCGGCGGCCCAGGAGAACUCCAGGGGGACGCCGGAGGGGAGUGGAAAGCCGGCAGCCUUGGGCGAAGAGGAGGAGGAGGAGGAGGAGGAGAACGGACGGCCCCGGCUCUGCCUCCGCGCGGGCUGCCCUCGAUCUCUUCUCCAGCAGGCAGAUGGAGUUCAACCUGCUCACUGACUCAGAAGGCCACAGCCCUCCUCUCUCCCUCUCAGAGUCUGGGACGCCUCAGCAUGAGCACGGCUGCAAAGGGCAAGAACACAGCGAUACAGAAAAGUCACAGCAGAACCAGACUGAUGACUCUAAUCCUGAGGAUGGCUCUCUGAAAAAGAAACAGCGUAGGCAAAGAACUCACUUCACCAGCCAACAACUCCAGGAACUGGAAGCCACUUUUCAGAGGAACCGCUACCCAGACAUGAGUACCCGAGAGGAGAUAGCUGUCUGGACCAAUUUGACUGAAGCCAGAGUCCGGGUAUGGUUUAAAAACCGAAGAGCCAAGUGGAGGAAACGAGAAAGAAACCAGCAGGCUGAACUUUGUAAGAACAGCUUUGGAGCCCAGUUCAAUGGACUGAUGCAGCCUUAUGAUGAGAUGUAUAGCGGCUAUUCGUACAACAACUGGGCUACCAAAGGCCUUGCGGCCAGCACCCUGUCUGCCAAGAGCUUCCCCUUUUUCAAUUCCAUGAAUGUCAACCCUCUCUCUUCGCAGCCCAUGUUCUCAACUCCCAGCUCCAUUGGAUCCAUGCCCAUGCCCUCCUCCAUGGUUCCCUCAACGGUGACUGGUGUGCCAGGACCAAGCCUCAACAACCUCAACAGUCCUGGCCUCAACUCUGCUGUUUCAUCCAGCACUUGCCCGUAUGCAUCCACCGCCAGCCCCUACAUGUACAGGGACACGUGCAACUCCAGCCUGGCAAGCCUGAGGUUGAAAGCUAAGCAGCAUGCCAACUUCACCUAUCCAUCAGUGCAGACCGCAGCCUCCAGCCUGAGUCCCUGCCAGUAUGCUGUGGAUAGGCCAGUAUGAGGAACUAGACCUCCCACCCCCUGCUCAUCAGGAACUUGGCUAUUAACCCACGAAUGCCACCCACUCUGCCAGACCAAAUACCUGGAAGAUCUAUUUAGUUACAAUAAAGUUACAAACUUUUGACUCUCUUCUUUUGGUAAAGCAUACAAAAUUGUUCAUGGCAAGUCCAUUUGGGAAAGAGGAACUUCUGCCAGGUUAGGAGGGAAUUUUCACUCUGGCACUGUCAUGUGAGUGGGUGCCAGUCCAAGAACCGGCAACCAGUUCGUGCUACAAUACAGAAAGAGACCUAGGGGGAAAUGGUACAGCUUCUAACUCCACUCAUAGCAUAUGUCUGUGCGGUGCUCCUCUUUCUGUGUUAUGUGACUUCUGCUCCUUGCCCCUCAUGACGUACUCGGGGCGGCCACGUCCUGGAUAAUGCAUAUUCAACUAGUGUUUACACUUGAUUGUGAAAUGCCAUUGGUGCAAUGUUUUGUCUCUUCUUUCACUUUGAAGAAUGUGGCCUUUUGUAGUCAAGAAAAUAAGAUUUUGCUCCAGUGUAAAAAUAAAGGGUGUAUGAAGGCAGGUGCUAGAGACACAACGAGUCAUCAGGGGAGUCUGGGGCAGAGUUGAGUGGAGACACCUGCUUGGACAACGCUACAAGCUUUCCUCACGUUAAUACUGAUUUUCAAGACUUGAGAGGAGGCUACCAAUAUGUGAGCAAGAUUACAGAGCUUUGAUAUAAGGGGGAGGGCACAG
Molecule: messenger RNA, 1797 nt
Organism: Pogona vitticeps (central bearded dragon)
Lineage: Eukaryota; Metazoa; Chordata; Lepidosauria; Squamata; Agamidae
Gene: PITX3
Product: paired like homeodomain 3
Biological process (GO): regulation of transcription by RNA polymerase II; anatomical structure morphogenesis
Cellular component (GO): nucleus
Molecular function (GO): RNA polymerase II cis-regulatory region sequence-specific DNA binding; DNA-binding transcription factor activity, RNA polymerase II-specific
Source: RefSeq, a predicted model, not a curated record